AUGACGGACGCGCAGGUGGCUGAAAGGCGAGAGGCCGACGAGACGCACGGAGAAAAGACAAAACUCACCCAAUAUGCAAUAGGUAGAGAAAUCGGUUUAUUAGACUUCCGGGAGGUGCUGACGGCAGCCGGGCCCGGGGGUCGCCAGCCGCGCCGCGACAGCCUCGACAGCUCCACCGAGGCCUCCGGCUCCGAUGUGUUCCUGGGCGGCCGCGGCGGCGCCGGCGACUCCCGCGUGCUGCAGGAGCUGCAGGAGCGACCGAGCCAGCGGCAUCAGAUGCAAUACCUACAGCAGAAAGGAGUUGAUACAAAGUUGAAGUUCACUCUUGAGCCGUCUUUAGGUCAAAAUGGUUUUCAGCAGUGGUAUGAUGCACUCAAGGCAGUUGCCAGACUAUCAACAGGAAUACCAAAGGAAUGGAGGAGAAAGGUUUGGUUGACCUUGGCAGAUCAUUAUUUGCACAGUAUAGCCAUCGACUGGGAUAAAACCAUGCGCUUCACUUUCAACGAAAGGAGUAAUCCCGAUGAUGACUCGAUGGGAAUUCAGAUAGUCAAGGAUCUUCACCGCACAGGCUGUAGCUCUUACUGUGGCCAGGAGGCUGAGCAGGACAGGGUUGUGCUGAAGCGGGUGCUGCUGGCCUAUGCCCGAUGGAACAAAAAUGUUGGGUACUGCCAAGGCUUUAACAUCCUGGCUGCGCUAAUUCUGGAAGUGAUGGAAGGCAAUGAAGGGGAUGCCCUGAAAAUUAUGAUUUACCUUAUUGAUAAGGUACUUCCCGAAAGCUAUUUUGUCAAUAAUCUCCGGGCAUUGUCUGUGGAUAUGGCUGUCUUCAGAGACCUCUUGAGAAUGAAGCUUCCUGAAUUAUCUCAGCACCUGGAUACACUUCAGAGAACUGCAAAUAAAGAAAGUGGAGGUGGAUAUGAGCCCCCACUUACGAAUGUCUUCACGAUGCAGUGGUUUCUGACUCUCUUUGCUACGUGCCUCCCUAAUCAUACUGUUUUAAAGAUCUGGGAUUCAGUCUUCUUUGAAGGUUCGGAAAUCAUCCUAAGGGUGUCGCUGGCUAUCUGGGCAAAAUUGGGAGAGCAGAUCGAAUGUUGUGAAACAGCAGAUGAGUUCUACAGCACCAUGGGGCGCCUUACCCAGGAGAUGCUAGAGAAUGAUCUUCUGCAAAGCCAUGAGCUCAUGCAGACUGUUUAUUCUAUGGCUCCAUUCCCUUUCCCACAAUUGGCAGAGUUAAGGGAAAAAUACACCUACAACAUUACACCAUUCCCAGUCGCAGUUAAACCCACCUCAGUUUCUGGACGACAUGGUAAGGUCAAAGACAGUGAUGAAGAGAAUGACCCAGAUGAUGAAGAUGCUGUUGCUAAUGCAGUGGGAUGUCUUGGACCUUUCAGUGGGCUCCUGGCACCUGAACUGCAGAAGUACCAAAAGCAAAUUAAAGAGCCAAAUGAGGAGCAGAGUCUGAGAUCGAAUAACAUUGCAGAGCUGAGUCCAGGAGCAAUCAAUUCCUGCCGGAGUGAGUACCACGCAGCCUUUAACAGCAUGAUGAUGGAACGCAUGAGCACGGAUAUCAGCGCACUGAAGCGACAGUACUCGCGCAUCAAAAAAAAGCAACAGCAGCAGGUCCAUCAGGUGUACAUCAGGGCAGACAAAGGGCCGGCAACCAGCAUCCUCCCGUCUCAGGUAAACAAUUCUCCAGUUAUAAACCACCUUCUUUUAGGAAAGAAGAUGAAAAUGACAAACAGAGCUGCCAAGAAUGCUGUCAUCCACAUCCCUGGUCACACAGGAGGCAGAAUAUCUCCUGUCCCCUAUGAAGACCUUAAGACGAAGCUCAACUCUCCGUGGAGGACUCACAUCCGAGUCCACAAAAAGAACAUGCCGAGGACCAAGAGUCAUCCUGGCUGUGGGGACACCAUAGGGCUGAUAGAAGAGCAGAACGAGAGCAAGACCAGCCCUCCGGGGGCAGCAGAGCAGUUUUCCUCCAGUUGCGCAGCGACCACUAGAAGAGAAGGCAGCGGCGGGAGGACAAUUGAAGGGCAGUCUCCGGAGCCAGUGUUUGGAGAUGCUGAUGUGGAUGUGGCUGCGGUGCAGGUGAAGUUAGAAGUCUUGGAACUGAACCAGAGGGAUGCCACCGCCGAAUCUGAGCCCAAGGUGCACCCACCCUGCCAGCAGCUUCUCCCAGAGCCACCUGAUGUACCUGGAGAAAACAAAGCCACCAGCAAACCUACCCAGGGUAGCAACUCAAAAACCCCCCUCUUUAGCCCUUUUCCCAGUGUCAAGCCACUGCGGAAAUCAGCCACUGCCAGGAAUUUGGGAUUAUAUGGUCCCACAGAAAGAACACCAACUGUGCACUUUCCUCAAAUGAGCAGGAGCUUCAGCAAAUCUGGCAGUGGAAACAGUGGCACUAAGAAACGAUGAUGUCGCCUUGAAACUUUGUGUCUAGACUCAGCUUUUCCUGGCAGUAUAAGGGUUCCAGCUGAAAGGCUCCAAAAGUUUUAUUUGUCCAAUUAAAACGAAAAGAUAGGUUCAGAGAUGAGCAACAAAGGUGGGAAUUAGAAGUUUUAUAAUGAAAGCUAGAAUAGGGAUGUUUUCCCAUCCACUUGAUAACUGAUGAAGUGAUUUCUUGUGGCAAAAUAAAUAUUGUGGAUUUAAAGUGUGAAAUUUUCACAAGUUUUUCAUUGUGAACUGUAUGUCUAAAGGGCCGUCCUGUUCUGAGGGCCAUCAGGGUCCCUGUGACAGCACCCCCAAACCUUCCGGUUCUCUGGGUGUUUCUUAUAUUCAAGCAUGCACACAUCAGCUCGCUACAACAGAAACUAUAACAGAAAAGUAAGUUUCUUUGUUGCAAAAAAACUUCCCAGUUUUCCUCUUCUUGCUCUAUUGGGGGGAUUGUUUUUGUGUGUUUCUUUCAGUACAAGUCUCUAAAUUAUUUUUUAUUAUGCUAAAACAUAGGAGAAAAACCUAGAUAACUUUUCUUUAAUGUUCUAUUUCUACCUGCAAAAUGAAGAAAACCUUUAACCUGUUAAAGUUUAAGUUGGUAACCAACUUGACGAUCUUAUGCAGAGAACACAAAUGGGAUAUGCAUUAAGCAGUUGCUCUGAACAGCUUGCUAUUUCCACCAAGCUUUUCCCGAGGUUUCUUCUCUCCUCUUAAGGAGAGCUUGGGUCCUCCGUGGUACAGGUGACUCGGGCUCCCCAUGGAGCGCCUCCUGCCUCCUCUGCCAUGCCACUCAUUUAGCCACCACCAGCUCUCCACUGCAGACGCACCAGGCUUCUCAGAAGCCAGAACCCAGCACCUGCAACUCUCUUACUUGAAUUUUGUGCUUUUUUCAUUAGAGCACUUUGUUGAGUACUUUGUUACUUGAACACUGACUUUCUCCAGAAAAGGCUCCCAGUGCUUUCUAGCUCUAUCUCAUCCAUUUCUGCUCUGGUCCCAGCGGGUCAGAGAUAGCAGCUCUUGUCUCCACUAUGCAGAUGGGAACUCUGAGCCACGCAGAGGUGAAGUAGUACUUCAGUUACUCCAAGUAAAAACUGCUGUUAUUGCACCUGACUUAGACACAUUUCCUCCAGUGCAAUAGGCAGGUUUAAUGUUCUUUGUACACAGAUGCAUUGGCUACAUAGACUGUAAACACCUAGACUGGGAAGCCAUUCACUACACUCCCUCCUGACUCAAAGGACCCUUCUCCAGAUGGUAGAGUCCUGUGAGGUCGUUUCACAAAACCAGACUUGAGCUCCUUAUCCUGAAAAUGUAGCUCAUUUUAAAAAUGCUCCAUGCACCUCUCAUUUGGCUGAACAAAAGUCUCACUCCUCAAACCUCUUCUCCCCACCAUCUUUAGAUGAAUAGACUCAGCAUCUUUAUCUUUAUCUCUGGAAGACCUUGGCUAUGCUUGCAGGAAUAUUGAUGCCGUCAAUAUUAACUUAAGUUAAUUGGAUUGCUAAUUCUGAACCAAAACUAUAGUUUUAGAGAGGGCUUUUACUAUGAUACUAAUUUUUAAAAUAAAAUAGAGAAUGUGGUUAUGUGGAUUUUUUUUUGUGAAUAGAAAACACAAGAGUGACAUGUAGAGUGAGAAAAGCCAUUUUAUCCCCAUUCGUGGUAUUUUUACCUCCAAUGGAAGUGAAGAUGGGAAAUAUGACUAAUAAGCCAUCGCAGUUUGGGUGUUGGUUUCUGUUCCAUCUGAAGUUAGCAAGCAGCUUCUUAAAAAGCAGCACACCCAUGGCCCAUUUCUUGGGAAGGGUGUAGGUGGAGAGCUGGGCUUGCAUACAUGCCCAGAGUCGAGACCCACUGCAUUUUCCAAAGUUAAGCAAAUGACAUGGUUUUCUUUCAUCUGCUGAACUUUGCAGAUAAGAAUGAUUCUGCCUCAUAUUCUUUUUUUUCUCGCCCAUCCCCAAAUGAAUCAGAAUAGUCAUGUUUCCCUUGAGGGACAUCUGACUGAAUAAAGAAUUGUUCUUUCCUCUCUUGAGUGAGCUCGCCAGCUCCUUGAGGGUCUGGAAUCAGAGAGGUGGGUAAUGAGGUGGAGACCGCUUACUAACUGUGCCAUUGCCGUCUACCACCUGUCUCAGUGUCUGCCGGCGGCACAUUGCUGUGUCCUGUAAAUUUCCUCAGGGCUGGUCUUCCUGAGAAAGAGGGGGAUGGCUGAGAUGGCACAUGGUUUGGGAUACGUAUUUAUUGAAUGAAUGAAUAACUGAAAGGAGAAUAGUCCUUUGAGGUAAAAAUGACCUUAUCAGAAUUUUAAAAAUCCGACAGGUUCCUGUUAAAGCACUCUCUAUACCAAUAACGUGCAUGCAUUGUACCAAGUAAUCACAAUGUGAAUUGGUUAAUUUAUGAGCCUUGCCUACUUUAGAAAAUAAAGAAUUUGAAGUAGUCUCUACCACACAGCAUGCACAAAGACCAGUAUGGACUUGCUAUCUUCCUACGUAUUGGACACUGUAUGCAAACACCAGAAGUACUUAACAAGUAGCAGUUUCUUGAUUUUUAGAUACGUCUGUACCCUCCCAGCACUUCUGAAUCAUUCCAAUGCCUCUGCACUUUGGUCCAUUUACAAAAGCCUCCAGAUCUAAACGUAGUUUGUAAUGUCGACCUAUGGCCUGUAACUGUUCAGAACACUGUAUUCCUUUUUUUGUCUCUCUUAUUGUUCUGAGGAAUUGUACUGGUUACAAAGAUAUAUGCAUAAAGAUUCUCAUUGUUGUAA
This is a messenger RNA of Galeopterus variegatus (Sunda flying lemur), 5179 nucleotides long. RefSeq names its product TBC1 domain family, member 30 (gene TBC1D30). Lineage: Eukaryota; Metazoa; Chordata; Mammalia; Dermoptera; Cynocephalidae. Gene Ontology annotation, cellular component: endoplasmic reticulum. Bases 1 to 2412 code for a protein of 803 amino acids. The record is from RefSeq and is a predicted model, not a curated record. The transcript is spliced from 14 exons.